CACACACAGAACCUAAUUGUUUAUCUCUUGAAACGAACAAUAAUUAAGCAGAACACACAAGUUUAAUUAAAUAAAAAGCCAACGCAACAAAGUUUACAGAGUGAUUUGGCCGGCAUCGUACUUAAUAGAGCACAUCAGCAUAGAGAAAUAAUUACAGCGUGACCGCGACAACACUACACAGCGCUUAUAAGGAAUAAAAUAAUUUGCGCUCUACCCACUGGCCUGACCGUUUAGUCAAACAAUUGUGGAGUGAUUUGCUGCGAGGACCGUUCGUAAAGGCUGGUAAAAUUGGAAAAAUAACUAAGCAUAACACAAAAAUGCCGCCAGCGUCCGCGGUGAACAGUAACAAUGCGGCCGCACAGGCAGCCAAGGCAGAGCGGGCAGAGAAGCUGCGAGGGGCGCUCAGAACCUUCAUCGUGGCGGAUCGCCAGCGUCGGCAGGAGGAAUACGAUGCCUACUGUGAGCAGGUGCGACAGCGACGGGAGGAGGAGGAACGGGAGCGCGAGAACCAGCAGGCCCUGGAGGACACACGGGACGAGAUCACCAAACUGGACGAGCAACUGGCAGAUCUGCACAGUCAGAAGCAUCAGUUGCUGGUGCAGCUAAAGAAGGUGCUCAAUGACGAUGAGACGAGGAAAAAGCAGGCCAAGGAGAACGAACUGUUUGCCAUGCAACAGGCGGCGGCCACUGUGGCCACCUCGGUCUAUCUGCCGACUCUCCGCUUACAACAGCAUCACCAGCAGCUACCGAAGCCACCGCCCGGCAGUCAGGCAGGGAAGCGAGGGCGAAGUCCCUCGCCACCGAAUCAUGCGUACUACAAGAGCUUUGCGCAACAAAGUAAGCCGCCACCCACCCACAGUCCAUUUGCUACUCCUAAAAGGCAUUUUCCCUUACUCUCUGUUGCAGAGCCCACGGCACAGUAUCCCAGCACGGGCACCCUGUUCUAUCAGACGACUGCAGCGCCGCCAACCACACAGCAGCAGGCCGAUGCACGGCUGCAGUCCAUCUACAACUAUGCGCUGCCACUGCGACAGGCGUACCAUGUGGAGCUGCCCAAUGCCACGGUGAGCAAGGCCUCGGACACGCAGUCGCCGAAGACGCAGCCGAUGCAGGUGCUGCACAUCAAUCUGGACCAGCCGCCCAUUUCCCAAUCCGAUUUGGUUGUGCAGGCCACCAGCGUGGCCAGCAGCCUGUCCAUACAGGCAUCCAAGCCGCAGGUGACCAUGGAGAAGCUGCCGGAGCGCUAUCACAUUGAGGUGAAGCACGAUGGUGCGCCACAGAAUCAUGUACCACCGCCGCCGCAUCUGCUGUCGGAGGGUGUGAUCUUUAAGCCGAUGAUGAGCGAGCUCUCAAUGCAUCCCAAUGUGCUGCAAAUAAGCACCAGUCAGAGUUCCAAGACCACUGGCAGCAUUACACAAGGCUUUCCGCCAGUACGUGGCAGCUCUGGCGGCCAUGAGGCACAAUUGAAUCGACAGCAGCUGUCGCUGUUGCCCGGCCAGACGGCCACACCGCCCGUUUCUAGCUCGGGAUCCGCACAGCCAACGGCCGGACAGCAAUUGCAAUAUCCACGACGCUUGUACUAGCUCUAGGAUCUAGUUACUCUCCUUCUAUGAAACUCACUCACUAAUCAAGUUACGAUUUUUAAUGGAGAUUAUAUACUGACUACGCCGCCUUCUGCUUGGCGGUGGCCAAACACACACACGAAAUAAAGCACACACAAUAAUGGCGUCCCUAUUUUCCAAUCGAA
Messenger RNA from Drosophila guanche, 1747 nucleotides. RefSeq names its product G protein pathway suppressor 2. Gene Ontology annotation, cellular component: transcription regulator complex. Gene Ontology annotation, biological process: regulation of transcription by RNA polymerase II. The record is from RefSeq and is a predicted model, not a curated record. Gene Ontology annotation, molecular function: transcription coregulator activity. Bases 318 to 1583 code for a protein of 421 amino acids. Lineage: Eukaryota; Metazoa; Arthropoda; Insecta; Diptera; Drosophilidae. The transcript is spliced from 3 exons.